Nicrophorus vespilloides is the source of this 1443-nucleotide messenger RNA. RefSeq names its product palmitoyltransferase ZDHHC15. Gene Ontology annotation, biological process: protein targeting to membrane; synaptic vesicle maturation; peptidyl-L-cysteine S-palmitoylation. Gene Ontology annotation, cellular component: Golgi apparatus; endoplasmic reticulum. The record is from RefSeq and is a predicted model, not a curated record. Gene Ontology annotation, molecular function: protein-cysteine S-palmitoyltransferase activity. Bases 194 to 1270 code for a protein of 358 amino acids. The transcript has 8 exons. Lineage: Eukaryota; Metazoa; Arthropoda; Insecta; Coleoptera; Silphidae.
UUGUCAAAUUGUACCUAUGUCAGCGUCUGUGAUAGUUGUGGAUAGUCAGUAAAUAUUGGUGUAUGAAAAAUAGAAACAAUAAGAUAAAUAUUCACCGAAUAAUUGAAUAGUUUUGUUCGGUUGACGUCCUCCAAAGUGCAAUUAAUAUAAGUGUUCAUUAAUGUAAUGUGGGUGUGAAUGAGAUGAAAUUUAAAUGAUGGCUAUACCUGGGUCUCGGAGUUCAUCAACAACCUCAACAAAUAAAGGGACUUGUUCCGUAUGCAUUAAGGCUGUGAAAUGGGUGCCUGUCUUGUUUAUACUGAGUAUUGUUGUUUGGUCAUACUAUGCUUUUGUAGUGCAAUUGUGUAUAAUAACUAUAGAGUCGACAAUUCAAAAAGUAAUAUAUUUAGUAGUUUAUCAUCUGUUAUUCUUCAUGUUUAUAUGGGCAUAUUUUCAAACAAUUUUCACCAAUAUAGGACAAGUUCCAUCACAGUUCAAACUGCCUGAAGGUGAAUUAGAACGAUUAACUCAUGCUGAAACUGAAGAGAUGCAGAAUGCAAUCUUAGAGAGAUUUUCACAAAAUCUGCCAAACCGAAAUCGCACGAUUAAUGGGAAUGUGAGAUAUUGUGAGAAAUGCAAGCAUGUGAAGCCAGACAGAUCACAUCAUUGCUCCGUGUGUGGAGAGUGUGUACUGAAAAUGGACCACCAUUGUCCUUGGGUCAACAACUGCGUGUGCUUCACUAAUUACAAAUUCUUUAUAUUAUUCCUAGGAUAUGCAUUACUGUAUUGUUUAUUUAUCUCAAUGACCUCAGUACAAUAUUUCAUCACCUUCUGGAGGGGUCAUCGUCACAGUACGGAACCAUUGGGAGGCCUUGAGGGAAUGGGACGUUUUCAUAUAUUAUUCCUCUUUUUUGUGGCUGUUAUGUUUGCUAUUAGUUUGGCUUCUUUAUUUUUUUAUCACAUCUACUUGGUCUCAGUUAACCGAACAACCUUAGAGGCAUUCCGCUCGCCUGUCUUCUACCAUGGACCGGACAGGGACGGCUUCAAUUUGGGUAGGCGAAAGAAUUUCAUGCAAGUCUUUGGAGAAAAUCCAAAGCUUUGGCUGGUACCAGUAUUUACAACUUCUGUGGACGGUGUCAUCUACCCAGUUCGUGCACAGCCACCGUCCAGUUCCUAUCACACAAUGGAAAAUUCACAGACCAGUUUGGGUGAUGGAACUGCGUUCGAUAAACGUCCUUCAACUGAGGAUAUGGAAGAGUUGUUGUACGAAAUAAAUUACGAAGACGAAUGAAACAGCCCUAUCAAGCUUAGCCUCAUCUCCACAUGUUUAGAGUACUAUAAGUUGUGAUUUUAUAAAUAUUUAACAUUCCCCAAAUGUUAUUAUAUAUAUAUAAAUAUAUAUUUAAAUUUAAAAUAAUAUAUCCUGAAACAGGACAGCCAGAGAUAGAACAAUUGUAAUAUAUG